AGAAUUUGCAUUAAAUUUACUUCUUAAUCAAGAUAAACAAAUGGCAUUAAAUAGAAGGAAUAAUCCAACAAAAGAUUUUUAUGAAUAUAUCCAAUCAAUCUGUGGUAGAAAAGAAAGAGAAAUAUUUGAUG
Molecule: messenger RNA, 131 nt
Organism: Dentiscutata erythropus
Lineage: Eukaryota; Fungi; Glomeromycota; Glomeromycetes; Diversisporales; Gigasporaceae
Source: the annotation of a GenBank genome assembly